CACGUGAUAUUAAUAGUCCGUACUGUACAGAGUACGCGUAGUUAUAUUACAAGCGAGUUAAUGCGGGGUUCGGGUAGACUCAUAUCUUUGUUCAGGUGUCUCCACACAGCAAUAGCCUGGGUUUCAUUUUUUAGUUCUAUGGCAAAGCGACUCAGAUCUCAUGAUACUCUCUUGGAACACUUUGAACAGUGUCCACUCCACAGCCAACAUGCCAUACUUUGCAGUGGAAGACGAAAGGAUGGCUUACGCUGCUUCAAUCCUGCACGAUACACUGAAUCAACCGACUCUAUGCCUAUGUGUGGAAGGCAUCGAAAUCAAUUCUGCAAGGCAGGUCGAUGUGUGGCUGUUCUGGCAUGUGGCUUCCGGUGUGGUCGACUCUUUAAAUGGAAGCCUCCAGAAUUCCAGCUCUGUCCGAAUCACAUAAGUUAUCCGAUGCCUUGCUUCUUUAUGAAGAUCCCCACGGAGCUCCGACAACAUAUCUACAGCUAUCUACUUCCUGACCAACAUAUCCCUGCACUGUUCGAUCAGAGGACUCAGCUAAGAUCAGAUGGUGCUAAGGUUCAGACUUCAAUCCUAUGCACCAGCCGUCAGAUAUAUGAAGAGGCCUCAAUCGUUCUCUACGGCAGGGUCCCAUUCUCUAUUGGCAUCACACCACGAUCUGUCAAUAUGUGUAACCAUAAAGGCGAUCUCUUCGAAACCUCUCGAAACCUCCUUCAAACUGAGGAACAAACUGAAGAAUUUUUAUCAAGGUUGCAUUCUCCAGUGGCUUUGCAAAAUACAUUUAAAGAAAACAUUUUCCCUAUUGGAGACUCAAAUUUUGGCAAGAUACGGUCUUUCCAUGUGGAAAUUUUGUUGCCAUCUCUCCAUGAUCACAACUCGGUGUAUACUGUUUGCGAUUUUGUGCGGAAGGUAGUUGGACAGUUUGAAAAAGUUCAGAGACAUGCUUAUAACCUGGAGAUACUUGUCAAACUUAACUACCAGGAUAAAGGCGAUGAACGACAUCUGAUCUGUGUCCUUACAGUUGCUUACUUCCUCCUUCGUCCCUUCCUACGCUUACGGAAUGUUUCCAAUCCUCAAAUCCAUUUGACCACCCGCUCUUAUCGGAUAUCAGCAACAAAAGUCAUUGUCUCAGACUCAACAUACCCAAAGAUUCGACCACUUCUAUGGUUUCAGAAAAAGUUAAAGUACUUGGAGGAGGAAAUAUCUAGCACCAGACCUGUUCCAGAAUGCUCUGGCAUUGAAGCAGCAUACAUGAAGCUAGAGAGUUUGGUCUGCAUAUUUCGGCUGCCAUUCAUGUCCCCUUUUCACAAAAGUCAUGAUAUACUUGACACUCUGAUUCGGCGGGCAAGAGUUGCUCGUGAGAUGAAUGACCUUCCUGAAUUUCGGAAGGUGUGUGACGAAGUUGUGAAGAUUUGGUCUGAUUAUCUUGAUAAGCACGCGAGGAUCCGCGAGAGAAUUUCUGGAGGGAUUGACUGCAUAUAUGGAAUGAUUGACAAGCUGCCGGAGAGAACAUUGGACACUGCUCAGAGUACAAAUGAUAACAUUCGGAAUUGA
Messenger RNA from Rasamsonia emersonii CBS 393.64, 1554 nucleotides. RefSeq lists its product as uncharacterized. The annotation marks the transcript as partial. The record is from RefSeq and is a predicted model, not a curated record. Lineage: Eukaryota; Fungi; Ascomycota; Eurotiomycetes; Eurotiales; Trichocomaceae. The transcript has a single exon.